Messenger RNA from Prosopis cineraria, 1552 nucleotides. RefSeq names its product F-box/kelch-repeat protein At3g23880-like. NCBI's taxonomy places the organism in Eukaryota, Viridiplantae, Streptophyta, Magnoliopsida, Fabales, Fabaceae. Gene Ontology annotation, molecular function: protein binding. Bases 192 to 1325 code for a protein of 377 amino acids. The transcript has a single exon. The record is from RefSeq and is a predicted model, not a curated record.
UCCCACGGACGCUAAAAUGACAUGCUCCAAAAUGACUGGAACAAAAGACGGCAGAAUGACAAAACCCAAUCGUCAGUCCCGCAGACCUUGGAGCCCGCAAAACGAUCUCUCUCAAGUCUCAACUCUCAAGGAGCAAAGCCAGUAAAGCCUAAAGGUCCCAGUGAUCGGAAGGCUUUCCUCUGAGAAAUCCCAUGGAUGACUUCCCGCCGUAUCUUCCCCAAGAAAUCAUCGUAAACAUUCUCAAGCGACUUCCGGUAAAAUCCCUUAUCCGAUUUCAAUGCGUCUGCAAGCAUUGGAAACAUCUCAUCAAGUCCUCAUAUUUCGUAUCAGAACACCUCCAUCACUCAAGUCUCCAAAACCCUUGUCUUCUUUUCCAACGGGAAAUGAGCGGUGACCCUUUUAUCUUACAUUUGCUUGAUUCCCGGUUGCAAGUCCGUGAACUUCAGAACGACUUUUGGUGUGCUCAAAUCGUGGGUUCUAGCAAUGGCUUGCUCUGCAUUGGAAUGGGAAAGUAUAUUUUGUCUCCUCUCAGCUUUUUAUUAUGGAAUCCUGCUAUUAGAGAGGUCAGACAGGUGCCUAUCAAUGAUUUUGAGCGUGCUUCCGCUGUAGGAUUUGGGUUCAGUCCGAUUAUAAAUGAUUAUAAGGUAGUUAGAAUUACUAUUGGGAUUCUGAAAAGUCGCGUGGAUGUGUAUUCAUUAAACACAGGGUUAUGGAAGGAAAUAAACUUUGGAAAAUUAAAGGAUUUGAGCUUUUGUUCCAAUGCUGUCACUGCUAAUGGAACUCUAUUUUGGCGUGCCUUUGAUGUGAAGGAUCUGGAUGAAAUCAGUGUGAAAUCGUUGGGUUCUGAUUUUGAUUUGAUAGUUUCAUUUGACAUAGCAAUGGAAUUGUUUACCUUGAUUCCCGAGCCUGCCAUAGACCCUGAUUCAAGUGCUCACCUUGUUGUGUGUGAGAACAAACUUGCUAUGCUUUGUUUGACCUUUGAUUCUUUUUUGAUUGAUUUGUGGGUAAUGGAGGAGGAAGGCACAUCUGAAUUUGGGAAGAGAUGGAGUUGGACCAAGAAACAUACCAUAAUCACCUCUUCAGGCAUGUUGUUUCCAUCUGUUAUUUGGAGGAAUGAAAUUGUCUGCAAGUCUGAUGAAGUAGUGUGGACAUCCAUUUGGGGAAUUCAAUAUGCAACAACUAUUCUACCUUUGUUAAAUCUCAGUACUCAUAAAUUGAAGAAAUUGGCUAUUGAGGGUUGUGCAACUGUAUAUUCAAGGAUUUUCAAUCACGUAGAAAGCCUGGUUCCAGUUAGCAGCAUUCCCAUUGAAGAGCCUUCAUCCUAAAUCUUAAUCAUUAACUAGCACAUUUAUUUUGUUUAAGCACUUGGGUGGAAAUGAAUCUUUGACAAUUUAUAUCUUUUGAGUUUUGACUGUUCUUGUUAUCCUUGAUGUCCUUUGGAGAUCUUAUCUAGAAUGUUUAAUUUUUAGCUUUAUUUGACAUAUCUAUUACACCAGACUGUACAGUUUUCUUUCUAAGAUAAUAUAUCAGUUGGUAGCAGGUGUAUGUAUUA